UGUGCGUAUUCUGAUCUCUGACAGUAAUUUGCCGACUUUUGUAUUUCAUCGAUUUAUACUCAUAAAAUUUGCAGUAAAAAUUGUCACACCCUUUCAACCAUGGUACUGCUACCCCUCGAAUCCAAUCCAGAUGUUAUGAAUAAGUUCAUUCAUCUUCUGGGAGUUCCCACAAAAUGGAACAUUGUCGAUGUUUAUGGGUUGGACAAUGAUGCUCUUGCUUGGGUCCCGAGACCUGUUUUAGCAAUAAUACUCUUAUUUCCUUGCAGCGAAAAAUUCUACGACUAUGCAAAGCAAGAAAGCGAAUCUUUGAAAGAAGCCGGUCAAGAAGUAUCCACAAAUUUGUUUUACAUGAAACAGUACGUUUCCAAUGCUUGUGGCAGCAUCGCCCUCAUACACAGCAUCGCCAAUAACGUUGAUAGAAUCAAUCUGGAAGAGGGCGUCUUUAAAAAGUUACUAGAAGCAGCUAAAGGGAAAACCCCAGAAGAGAGAGGGGAGAUGCUGGCCAAACCCGGCAACGACGCCAACUCGGAGGCCUUCAAGCUGAUCUCGGCCCAUCAGGAACUGGCCAUGGAAGGGCAGACGGAGGCCAACCCAAACGAACAAGUAAACCACCAUUUCGUAGCGUUCGUAGAAAAAGACGGGAAUUUGUACGAAUUGGACGGUAGGAAAGAUUUUCCUAUCAACCAUGGAACAACUAGUCAAGAAACAUUUUUAGAGGAUGCAGCGAAGGUGUGCCGCAAUUUCAUGGAGAGAGAUUCCGAAGACAUUAACUUUACCAUAAUGGCUUUGACGGCGUCCGAUUCUUAAAAGUAUCACGCGGUACCGCAAAAGAAUCGACGCGAUGAAUGCUUAUUAAGCUUACGUUUUAUGUUAUAUAAAAUUUUUGUACUUUACGUUAAAUCUACAGUUUCUACUAAGCUAACUAAUAUCAAUUACUCAAAUGAACCGUUUUAGCUUGGCUUUGAAUGUGCCUUGCUUCUCCACCGAUAUUUGGACCGUAAACACUUAUAUGUGAUAUGUGUAAUAAAUAAACUGAGUAAAUCUUAA
Messenger RNA from Anoplophora glabripennis (Asian longhorned beetle), 1047 nucleotides. It is a transcript of the gene Uch, whose product is annotated as ubiquitin carboxyl-terminal hydrolase. The record is from RefSeq and is a predicted model, not a curated record. NCBI's taxonomy places the organism in Eukaryota, Metazoa, Arthropoda, Insecta, Coleoptera, Cerambycidae. Gene Ontology annotation, molecular function: cysteine-type deubiquitinase activity. The transcript is spliced from 7 exons. Gene Ontology annotation, biological process: ubiquitin-dependent protein catabolic process; protein deubiquitination. Gene Ontology annotation, cellular component: cytoplasm. The coding region runs from base 100 to 807 and encodes 235 amino acids.